UGUUUUCAUUUGUAACGUUUUUAAAUCGUUUGGACAAUUAAAUUGUGUGGUUAUUGGAUUUUUUUUCUGUGAUUAAUUGUUUUCUUCUUAAAUAAUUAAACAAAUAUGAAUGAAGAUGAGAUUGACAUUUCCUCUUCCUCUUCGUCUUCAUCGUGUUCAUCUCGAUCUGCAUCACCAACCAGGAAUAAAUUGUCCUCCGAUAAUAAACAAAUUGAUUCCUCAUUAGUAGAAGAUCAAGAAAUAUGUGGCAUGGAAUCUGAAUUACCGGCACCUUCAUCAGUCCACCAACAAUUAAUCAGAACGGAAGGAGAAAUUGCCUUAGAUGAAUUACCACCGGUGGAACCAUUAGAUUUGAAAGCUCCUCUUGAAGAACUUGAUCAAAUCGGAAGAGUUUCAAACAUAACCGGUAAAUUAGUGAUUGUAAUUUCUUUCAAAGGUAAACCACCAUUAGACCUUGAUUCGGUUCUAUUUCUCCGAGACUGUUCACCCUUGGGCAGAAUUCAUGAUACCUUUGGUCCAGUCGUGAAUCCAUUUUAUGCCGUUCGGUUCAAUUCCCUUGAAGAGAUAACCAGUCGAGGCAUUCGAGUCAAUAGUCCAGUUUAUUUUAUCCCCAAUUGGCCUGAACCUUUGACCAAAUACGUUUUCUAUCAAGAUUUAAAGAAACUUAAAGGAUCAGAUGCUUCAUGGAAAAACGAUAAUGAACCACCGGAAGAAUUGAUAGAUUAUUCCGACGAUGAAGAGGAACGUCAGGCCAGGAAGGAUCGAAAAAGAAAAGUUAAUCAAGAUGAAGAUGAUCCACCAAUCGAAUCAAAUGAUUUACAAAGGACAGAAGGAGAAUCGGACAUUUCCUUGAAUACAACUGAAUCAAUUGAGGAAUCACAACUUGAAAUUGAAAUUGAAAAAGAAACUCUUGCCUCCGAUGUUGCUAAUUGCUCUUUAUCAACUUAGAUCAACAAUCAGUCAACUAAUCAAUGUACAUGAUCAUCGCCAUUACAAUUUUUUAUUUUUUUAUUUAAUAUUUGCUUUGUAUAUUAGAAAGUGUUUUCUAUUUAUUCACAAUUAAUUUUCCACUUUCUGGUCAUUGAAUUAAAUUGCAAUUCAAUUAGUCAA
Molecule: messenger RNA, 1110 nt
Organism: Panonychus citri (citrus red mite)
Lineage: Eukaryota; Metazoa; Arthropoda; Arachnida; Trombidiformes; Tetranychidae
Product: H/ACA ribonucleoprotein complex non-core subunit NAF1-like
Exons: 1
Coding region: 106-948 (280 amino acids)
Biological process (GO): ribosome biogenesis; pseudouridine synthesis; box H/ACA snoRNP assembly
Cellular component (GO): sno(s)RNA-containing ribonucleoprotein complex
Molecular function (GO): RNA binding
Source: RefSeq, a predicted model, not a curated record